AUGAUAUAGUAUACCAAUGCCUGCGAGGACUAUAGCUGAAAGAAAGAGAAGGCUACAUCUUCCUUACACGAAUAAUGGAUUUACGCAUAUCGCACGAAAAUAUUUAUUAUUUGUAAAGGAUAACUAUGAGGGAUGUUGAAUGUGACAGAGAGAUCACGAGAAACAGCAUUAAUGUAAUUUUACUUUGAGUCGAGUAGUCUAGUGUUUUGACGCGCAUAGAAAUGGCGGAUGUUAUAUUUAUCACGCAUUUCGUACUCUUGUUGACAUUCAAAUUAUGUACAGGCGAAGAAGAUAUUAUUGCGUUACAGGAACAUGAUACUUCAUUUGACAAUGAAGAACCAAAUCUGUCUGAACCAUUAGAUCAUAAAUUUGGUAGCAGUACAGUUGGCCAAAAGCUUAUCAAGUGCCAUAUAUGCGAAGAUGUCGAAUGUUCGCUACCUGACAUCUGCGAAAAUGCAAUCACUUGCUGGAAAUCUAGAGUAAGAGAAAUAGAUGGCAAAGAAUAUGGUAGCCGUGGUUGUUAUACAUCAAAGGAUCAUAAGAAAUUUUUGUGUAAUAGAGAAGAAAAUCAAAAUGAUGAACAUACAGGGCAUAUUAAAAAUCUACGAGGUGGUGCUCAAUACUCUAUAGAAUGUUGUCAAACAGAUUUUUGUAAUAUUGGACCAUAUCCUGUAUUGCAUGAUUAUUCAAACAAUUCCAAUAGAGGAUAUUAUGUAUUGAAAUUAACGUUCGCAAUUCUUGGGUCAGUGGCUGGAUUAUUUAUCGCUGGAGGUGUCCUCUUAUAUUUGUUAACGACACGGAAAAAAGAUUCAAUGGCGCCACAUCAAAACGAACUAAUGAUAGAUCCAGACAUCGAGCCUUCCAUGUUACAUUUCUCAUUUCCUUCUUCAACACCAUCCGCCUCUUAUCACCCUCACGAGCUUAGAGCAACAGCUGCUGGUGAUAGUACACUUAAAGAGUACUUAGACGGUCGAAGCUUAACCAGUGGCUCCGGCUCUGGAUUGCCUUUGUUAGUACAAAGGACCUUAGCCAAACAAGUAGCCCUAGUAGAAUGUCUCAGUAAUGGUAGUAGUGGGUUUGGCGGCGAAGUAUGGCGAGGAGUGUGGCAUGGCGAAAGUGUAGCUGUAAAGAUUUAUUUUUCACGGGAUGAAGCCGCCUGGGCACGAGAAACGGAGGUUUAUUCGGAACUCCUGCCGUCCAGGCACGACAACAUUUUGGGAUAUGUCGGUAGUGAUAUGACUAGCAGAGGCAGUUGCACCCAACUUUGGCUAGUGACUCACUAUCAUCCGCUCGGCUCGCUUUUCGACCAUCUCAAUCGAUCGCCGCAUCCGUUAACACAUCAUCAAACACUUAAUAUCUGUGUUGGUAUCGCUAACGGUUUGCUUUAUCUGCAUACGGAGAUUCAUGGUACUAGAGGCAAACCAGCUAUGGCUCAUCGUAACCUCAGAUCGAAAAAUAUCUUAGUCAAGACCAAUGGUGGCUGCGUAAUCGCCGAUUUCGCGUUAGCGACUACACAGGAUCGCCUCUCGGCAGAAAGAGUUGACUUACGGCAAGGAACGAGGCGCUAUAUGAGUCCUGAGAUUCUCGAACAAACGAUGAACGUUGAAUGUUUAGAGAGCUUCAGACGAGCAGACGUCUACAGUUUAGGACUGAUAUUGUGGGAAGUUUGCCUCAGAUGUAUAAGUAAUGGUGUAGUGUUAGAAUAUGCGAUGCCAUACAGUGAAUGGCUAUCAAGCAGUAAUCAAGAACCCUCCAUAGAAGAAAUGCGUAAAUUAGUCGUGUACGACCAGCGAAGGCCACCUCUGCCUAAUAGAUGGCAUUCUGAUCCGACAUUGGCUGGGAUGGGAAAACUAAUGCGGGAAUGUUGGCAUGGGAAACCAGCAGCCAGACUACCCAUCCUCAGGGUAAAGAAGACACUUGUUAAAUUAGCAGCUAGUGACUCUCGUGUUCACUUACCUCUCGACUGACCAGCGUUCUUCACUCUACUGAAUUCUCUUUCAUCCGUGU
This is a messenger RNA of Harpegnathos saltator (Jerdon's jumping ant), 2007 nucleotides long. RefSeq names its product type I BMP receptor saxophone (gene sax). The record is from RefSeq and is a predicted model, not a curated record. The transcript has 7 exons. Gene Ontology annotation, molecular function: transmembrane receptor protein serine/threonine kinase activity; metal ion binding; ATP binding. Bases 222 to 1967 code for a protein of 581 amino acids. NCBI's taxonomy places the organism in Eukaryota, Metazoa, Arthropoda, Insecta, Hymenoptera, Formicidae. Gene Ontology annotation, biological process: protein phosphorylation; cellular response to growth factor stimulus; cell surface receptor protein serine/threonine kinase signaling pathway. Gene Ontology annotation, cellular component: BMP receptor complex; plasma membrane.